AUGAUCGUUGAGCCGGACCACAUGAGGGAGAGUCCGAGGUGCUUGUCGCGCGAAUCAUCUGGUGCGCCGCGAUGUCCCUCAAACGACUCCGUGUACUCGGGUCGGAGUGCGCCCAGCCUCCCCCUCCCCGCCGCCCUCUCUGCCGCCCUCCCUGCUGCCUUGCCCGCUGCCCUGCUGCCCCCUCACUCGGCAGCCGUUGCAGCAUACCUUGGUGCGGCAGCUGCAGCCGCGCAACAACGCCUCCUAAUGUCGUGCCACGAGGACCUGGCUGACGCCGAACGAUCCGAUGCAGUCCUGGACUUCAGUACAAAACGCAGUGAGUCACCCCCCGAUGAUGACGAUAUUGACGCAGAUGAUGCUGUCAAUCUUAGCAAAAAUGAAAACUGUCCUUUAGACUUGUCAGUUGGUACUAGGAAAAGAGGACCUGAAAAUUCUCCCUCUCCUGUUCCGACUAGAAAAAGUUCUAGGUCGACUGACUUUAAACCUCUUACUACACCAUGGACGACACCCGUUGCCCCACAUCUGCCAUACUUUGCUGCAGCAGUGGCAGCUGCUAGCUUGUCUCCUAAAGGAAGCUUAUCUAGUGAUUGGAACGGAAAAUUGAAGCAUGGUGCACCUACACCUAGCGACGCAACAAAAGCUCUAGAAAAAAUGAGUGAAUUAAGUAGAUUAGGAGGCGAAGAACUCUUUAGAUCGGUUCAAAGCGCAGCUUUGGGGGCUGGGUUGACGCCGAACGCCGCGGCUAGACAUUCAGCAUGGCAAUCUCAUUGGUUAAACAAAGGUGCGGACCAAACCAAAGACGUUUUGAAAUGUGUUUGGUGCAAGAAAAGUUUUAAUUCAUUAGCUGAUCUAACUGUUCACAUGAAAGAAGCUAAGCAUUGUGGCGUAAACGUGCCUAUGCCUCCGACAUCAGGAGCUCAGAUGACACCGUCACUUCACCCGCCGUCUAGUUCGCCAUCGACGCCAUCACACAAUUCUUCAUCUUCCACUAGUUCAUCAAAACCUAAUCAUAAUGACCUAAAUAUGCUUAUUAAGGAAAAUAUGCCUAUACCCAGAAAGUUAGUUCGUGGACAAGAUGUAUGGUUAGGAAAGGGGGCUGAACAAACUAGACAAAUUUUGAAAUGUAUGUGGUGUGCUGAAAGCUUUCGAUCAUUAGCCGAAAUGACCAGUCAUAUGCAGCGUACUCAGCAUUAUACAAACAUAAUAUCGCAAGAGCAAAUAAUAUCGUGGAAAUCUUCUGAUGAAGCUAAAGGUUCAAAUUCAAGUACUCCGGGUACAAACAAUACUGUACCUCCUACUACGGGAACAAGUAGUCAUGUUAGUGCAGUUUUAACUUGUAAGGUAUGUGACCAAGCGUUUAGUUCUUUAAAAGAAUUGAGUAAUCAUAUGGUUAAAAAUUCGCAUUACAAAGAGCAUAUUAUGAGAUCUAUUACUGAGAGUGGAGGUAGAAGACGUCAAACACGUGAAAAGCGAAAAAAAUCUUUGCCGGUAAGAAAAUUACUUGAACUCGAAAGAGCACAGCAUGAAUUUAAAAACGGUGAAGGUAAUGGCGUUCCCAUGGGAAAGCCUAUUCGAGAUUUUGGCACUGGUAGUAGAAUUACUUGCGAAAAAUGCGGUGAUAAAAUAGAGACUGCACUAUUUGUAGAGCAUAUUAGACAAUGUAUAGGCGCGCCUAUGUCAAAUAGCCAAAGGAACUUUCUGAAAAGUGCGCUUCUUUCUAAUAAUAUUAUUCCUCCGGAUGUUCCUGGACACGUCACACCGACUAAUCGCGAUGGUAGGAAAAGCAUUAACGAUGAAAUUCCCUCACCUGGAUCCGGACACCACCGGUCGCCUUCUUCUAUGAAUGACUCAUCUCCAAGCUCCAAAGAUCCUAAUGCUAGUAACGAUAAAAGCUCAUCGCCUUCUGUUUUAAAUGCCAUUGAACAGUUGAUCGAAAAAAGUUUCGACACUCGAUCUCGACAUUCAGUACCUGGAAUGCCUGGUGGUACAUCCCAUGCACCAAUCGGUUCGAGCAUUUUAAAAAGACUAGGGAUAGAUGAAAGUGUCGAUUACACAAAACCACUAGUAGAUCAGCAAACAAUGAAUAUGCUCAGGAAUUACCACCAUCAACAAGGCUACGGUCGUCGUGAAAGAAGCGGCAGCGAGUCUAGCUCAAUGUCUGAACGCGGUGGGAGUAGAGUCGAAUCUCUCACUCCAGAUAGGAAGUUAGAUUCCUAUCACAUGACUCCCCGUACCACACCAGACACGCGAGGUUCACAGACACCAGCGUCUGAAGCAGACCGACAAUCCGAAGUAAGGAUUAAGAAAGAGGUAACAGACGAAGAUGAGUGCGAAAACGGUGUUGACUUAAGUAAUCAGCCUGUUAGGGUUAAAACUGAGGUUGACGACGAUGAAGAACAAGCGCGCCCAAACAGUUCAGUAGAGGAGGAUGUCAAACCAACUCUGCCAAAGCGUGAAAGUGAAGGCCCAAGUCCAGUUCCCAGCCCUCGCAGUCCUUCCAGUGACCGCUCCGCACCAACGCCGGGCUCUGAUAGAAAACCAGCUUCAAGCUUAGGUGCUUUAUCUUCAAUGUUCGAUAAUUUGGCUGGAGGUGGGUCAUCAACUGAACCUAGUUCUUCACGCCGAAGUGGCAGUCAUCCAUUAGCCGCUCUACAAAAGCUCUGUGACAAAACUGAAAAUAAUUCCAAUCGAGCGCCUCCACCCGCUCCGUCUCCGGCCGGCCCGCCCAGUAUCCUAACAUUCAGCUGGGCUUGCAAUGAUGCUGUCGUCACCGAUUCUAUUAUGAAGUGUGCCUUGUGCGACACUCCAUUCAUAUCCAAAGGUGCUUAUAGACACCAUCUGUCUAAAAUGCAUUUUGUUAAAGACGGUGCUUUGCCAGAGCCAGUGCCAAUGAAAGCCCCACCUCCGGCCGCUUCUCCCGGAACUCAUAAAAGUGGAGGAUCUAAUGCUGCUUCGCCUCAAGAUCCUCGCAGUCCAUCGCAAUCGUUUGAUGAGAGUCCACACUCGAAAUUUUUAAAGUAUACUGAAUUAGCAAAGCAAUUGUCCAGCAAGUACGUGUAA
Molecule: messenger RNA, 3060 nt
Organism: Pieris macdunnoughi
Lineage: Eukaryota; Metazoa; Arthropoda; Insecta; Lepidoptera; Pieridae
Source: the annotation of a GenBank genome assembly